Molecule: messenger RNA, 3107 nt
Organism: Exaiptasia diaphana
Lineage: Eukaryota; Metazoa; Cnidaria; Anthozoa; Actiniaria; Aiptasiidae
Product: apoptotic chromatin condensation inducer in the nucleus
Exons: 11
Coding region: 5-2734 (909 amino acids)
Molecular function (GO): nucleic acid binding
Source: RefSeq, a predicted model, not a curated record
CAAGAUGGCGGAGAUCGGCGAUGAGUUUGUGAUCGGAGGUCGAAAAUUAGCCCAGUUAAAAAACGAUGAGCUUAAACAGGAACUGGAAAAAAGAGGUCUGAAGAAAAGCGGUAACAAAGCUGCUCUUGUUGAGAGACUUAGCGAGUAUUUGUUCAAAGAGCUGUAUGAAAACCAACAGCAGUCCACACCUCAACAGUCAGUCCAGCAAGCUAUACAUCAACAACAAGUAAAUCUACCUCAGACAUUACAACAGCCAUUACAACAACCAUUUUCUGGCCAGCAGUACCGCCAGUUUCCUGGACAGCAACAAUAUCAGCAAUUCAACCAACAGCAGCAUCAGCAAGCACCUUUCCAGUCCCCACCAUAUCAGACAGCCAUACAAUCUCCUACCGGAUUGACACAACAACAACAACAACAGCUUUUACAACAAAUACCUGGACAAAAUCCUGGAAUCCAGCAACAAAUUAAUCAUCAACAACAAUUACAACACCAGCAAAACUACUUUGCACAGCAAUCACCACAACAGCAGCAAACCUCACCAUUUGCGCAAACAGACUUCCAACAAGAGCAGUUUUUACAAUUCCCAGGGCAAGGAUUUAAUACGCAWUAUUUGACACCUCAASAGAAUAUGUUACAGCARCAAGAACCAAUUACCAGCCUGAAUGAACCAACUCAACAGGUCAGUUCUGAGCUGAUAUCUGAGGAACCUCAUGAUGACUCAUCUUCAUCAUCCACCAUUAUUGAUGAACCAGUACCAGAGCAAGAAGUGCAGCCAGUAGAAGAAAGCAAGCCAUCAAAAAAGCCUGAUGGACAAGAAUUCUCAUCACCUGGCAGCAGCAGUAGUAAUUCAAAUGAGAGUUGUGAACCUUCUCCUGCUCUAGAGCAAGAMAAAGAAGAACAAUCUUCCUCCUCUUCAUCAUCUUCYUCRGCUGGAGACGAAGAGCAAUCUCCAAUCAAACCAAGUGCRUUAAACCAAGAAGAACCAAGCCAGCAAGAGAUGGUUAAGGUUUCUUUUGGUGAAGAGAAUGAAAAUCAACAAGMAAUYSAAAAGGAAGAGACUAUGCAUGAAGAUGAUGAGKCUAAGUUUGAAAAGGAACCUGUAAAGAUUGAAGAAGAGAACCAGACUGAAGUGGCUCCCAUGCAGGAGGAUAAAACUGAGCAGGAAGAGACAGUCCCUCAGGAUCUAGAUGACAGUGUACGGGAAAAAGAGGCUCCAACGCAAAUGGAAGUAGAGAAGGCUAGUGAGGAAGAGGUAAAGAUCCCAGAGGAGAAAGUUGACAAGGUAGAAGAAAGCCCAAAGGAGGGCAGUGGGCUGGAGGAAGGUGAAGUUGAUGUCAGUAGUAAUGAGGACACUAAAGAGCUACAGGAAAGAAGCAAUGAACCACAGUUUGUUGUGGAGCCUACAGAUGAAGAAAAAGCAGUUGCUGAUGAGCCAAAACCAGAGGAAAAGAAACGAAGGACCCCAUUAAUAACCAAGAAGCGUAAGAUCUCAAUACCAUCAGCAGGAUCCACACCUGUUACUCCAUCAACAGAUGCACCAAGAAAGAGAAGAUGGGGAUCAUCCAAGUCAUCGAAACCAAUCAGUACAGAAUCACUGAAAGAUUUGAUACCUGGUGUUCAGGUUCAYUCUACUCCAGCCUUUGAUGCUGUGAUGGACUUUGGUAAGGAAGACCAUGAUGAUGGUGAUGAGAGAGAAGCUGGUGAACUGGUUGAUGAUGAUGACAUGGAAAAAGAAAAUGUUGAAGAAACGCARSGAAAUGAACCRGAAGCAAAAAAGAGAAAGGAUCGUAUAGUUAAGUUAGAAGAAGGGCGUAGAAAAAUAAGAAUAAAAACUGAAACAGAUGAUGCUCAGGAUGAGGUGAAAAUGGAUUUUGGACCAGCUAGUCCUACAUUAAGUAAAGAAACAAGACUUCCAGUUAUCCCUAUCCUGACACAGUCCCCUGUUCCUGCUGAAAGAUCUCCAUCGCCAGCCAGGAAUCCAGAGAGYGUCAACAUACAUGUGAACAACCUYGUCAGACCGUUCACACUGAACCAGCUGAAAGACCUGCUUGGGAAACAUGGCACUUUAGUUGAUGAUGGGUUUUGGAUUGAUAAAAUUAAAUCACAUUGCUAUGCAGUGUAUUCAGACAUUGAUGGAGCAAAAGCUACAAGAGCAGCCUUACAUGGUGUCAAGUGGCCCCCAACCAGUCCUAAAAUACUCAGUGUAGAGUUUGAAGAUGACCACCAGAUGGCUCGUGAUACCGGYGGUGCGUUGGGUAAAAGAUCGAGAGAUGAAGAUGUUCCGGUUAAGCGUGAACGGGAACCAGAGAAAUCUCGAGAUGUAGAAGAAGAAAAGGUGACCGAUGAUGACAACAGCCCCGCUGACUUACUGGAUAAUUUAUUUCGUAAAACUAAAACCACGCCCUGUUUAUACUGGUUACCAUUGACUGCAGAACAGAUCGUCAAAAGAGAUCAAGAAAGAGAAGAAAAACGCAAGAAACGUGAAGAAGCAAGAAAACGAGAUGACGAAGAAAGAGAAAAACGACGGGAAGAACGGGAAAAAGAACGCGAACGAGAAAGAGAACGUGAGCGGGAACGCGAGAAAGAACGCGAGCAAGCGAAAAAUCGCGCGCGUGAUCGGUCCAGAUCGCGUGAUAAUCGAGGGAAAGUUCGCUCGCGCUCUCCAGUGAGGCGGCGGCGAUCUUCUGGAAGUCGGAGUCGAAGUCGAAGUCGUAGCUGGAAUAGAAGAAAGUAGAGUCUAUGAAAUGUACCUAGGAACGUGAAUACCGACGAUCAUCUUUAUUGUAAUCAUGGACUCAAGACCACAGUAARUUCAUCGUAAUCUUGGCGCAGUUCACGUUGCCCAAAUCCCGAUUAGCGUUAAUUCCAGCCGCUUAAUGUCAUAUUAGUUUUCUUAACGUUAGCGUUAAUCGAGGUUGGAAAUGAUCAACGCAGAGAUCUAUCACCUUACCAUGUUUUGUAUUCCAUGGUUAAUGUAAAAUUAGCAAAGGACUCCAUUGUAAGAAUUGUCUCCAGUUUUGUGAAUUUUUUUAUGGUGUUUUAGUUGUAUGAGAUCACGUUGUGUUUUAUAGACAAACAAUAAAGAAAGUAAACCGGUGGAUUUUCAA